Vitis riparia (riverbank grape) is the source of this 934-nucleotide messenger RNA. RefSeq names its product ganglioside-induced differentiation-associated protein 2. The coding region runs from base 168 to 776 and encodes 202 amino acids. NCBI's taxonomy places the organism in Eukaryota, Viridiplantae, Streptophyta, Magnoliopsida, Vitales, Vitaceae. The record is from RefSeq and is a predicted model, not a curated record. The transcript has 3 exons.
AUUUCUAAAAUUUCUUCUCCCCGAAGGGAUAAAUGCGAUCGUCAUCAUUCCAUAUUAACCCCAAACCAGUUCCUCUUCUCUUCUUUUUAUUGCUGUUCCCAUCCACGCCGCUUUGUUUAUUUCAUCCCCUUUCUUCUUCGGUGCGAUCUUUUUGAAAGUCUGAAAUCAUGUGUGCUCAAGCUUCGCCAUCCGAACAGGAGCAACUCAUUGAGAAACUCGAAAUUUUCAAGAUCCGGGGGAGAGAUAAACGUGGCCGGAAGAUCCUUCGCAUUAUCGGAAAGUACUUCCCUGCGCGGACUCUGAGCGUUGAUGUCGUGAAGAAAUAUUUGGAGGACAAGAUUUUCCCUAAAUUAGGGAAAAAACAGUUCUCUGUGCUGUACGUGCACACCGAUGUGGAGAGGAGCGAGAAUUUCCCCGGAAUCUCAGCUCUCCGAUCCAUCUACGAGGCGAUUCCAGUGAACGUGAAGGAGAAUCUGGAGGCUGUUUACUUUGUUCACCCAGGCCUGCAGUCUAGGCUUUUCUUGGCAACCUUUGGCCGCCUUCUCCUCGGCGGAGGGCUGUAUGGGAAGCUGAGGUACGUCAACAGACUGGACCUCCUGUGGGAACACGUGAGGAGGAACGAGAUUGAGAUCCCCGAUUUCGUGUACGAUCAUGAUGAAGAGCUGGAGUACCGUCCGAUGAUGGACUAUGGGUUGGAGAGCGAUCAUCCAAGGGUGUAUGGUGCACCAGCGGUGGAUUCUCCUGUGUCAAUGUACUCUAUGAGAUGCAUCUCGUAGAAAUAAUGGCGGGUGACUAGAGUACGCCGGGGUUGCAAUGCUCCUAAUCUCCAAACUGUAAUCAUUGUAAAGUGAGCCCCACAACCUCAGUAAUCAGUGGAUUGUGUAUAGGCAGUUUUUUUUCUUUUGCCAGUAAAGAGGAACAAAUUUUGGUUUCA